Solanum tuberosum (potato) is the source of this 1231-nucleotide messenger RNA. RefSeq names its product ethylene-responsive transcription factor ESR2-like. Gene Ontology annotation, molecular function: DNA binding; DNA-binding transcription factor activity. The coding region runs from base 1 to 1173 and encodes 390 amino acids. Gene Ontology annotation, biological process: regulation of DNA-templated transcription. Lineage: Eukaryota; Viridiplantae; Streptophyta; Magnoliopsida; Solanales; Solanaceae. The record is from RefSeq and is a predicted model, not a curated record. The transcript has a single exon.
AUGGAAGAUGCAAUGAGAAGACUUAAUCAAGAAUCUGAUCUUCCUCUCCAAAACACUACAAACUCUACCACUGUUAAUAAAACUAGAUCUUCUUGUUCAUCAAACAAAAGAUCACUGAAAGACACUACUACUGGUCCCUCCGCGGUAAGAUACCGCGGAGUUCGUCGUCGUCCAUGGGGACGUUACGCAGCUGAAAUUCGUGACCCUCAGUCUAAAGAAAGGAGGUGGCUUGGUACUUUUGAUACCGCUGAAGAAGCUGCUUGCGCUUACGAUUGCGCUGCUAGAGCAAUGCGUGGUGUUAAAGCACGUACUAAUUUCGUUUACCCUCCUUGUCCUACUCCUACCCAACCCACUUCUACGAACGAUGCUUUGUUUAAUAUUCAUUCGUCGUAUAACUCUUUGAAAUCAACAUCGCCUUAUUAUCAUCAGAGUUCUAAUACUCUUAAUAGACCCUUUUUUCAUUCCUCUAGUCCUUAUGGUUCUACGGGGCGUGGUCAUGUUAUUGGUUCGACUUGUCAGAAAAACAAUGAUUCUUUGAAUAUGCUUCUGUUUCGUGAACUUCUGAGUUCAAAUUCCAGUAACAAUAGUACUGCAAGUAAUUUGAACGUGGCUGGUAGUAUGAAUAUGCCUAAUCUGUACGAACAGCUGCCCAAUUUCAUGACUAAUCGCAAUACGAGCAGUUUCUGUUCGUAUUUGCCCACUAGCAGCAACACCGUCAUUCCCAGCUCUUCUGUCAUGACCACUCAAGUCCCCAAAUUUGAUAACACUAUCCAUUUUACUGUCAACAACAGUAGUACUACCGCACAUGAUUCUGCUGCAGGGAUGGAUUUUUUUCCAUUUGAGUCAUCUGAUUCUGGAUUAUUAGAAGAGGCCUUAAAUGGUUUUUUCCCAAAGCCCAAGCCCAUUAAGUCAUCAUUACCUAAUUACUCUACUAAAGGAGAAUUUUGUAAUAUUUUCUCUCAACAACCACAACAACUACAACAGGAGCAGAUUAAUGAUGGUGGUUUAAACAGUGAUUUUGGAUUAUUAUCGUCGUCAUCGUCAUUGUCAUCAUUUCCAGUGGAUUAUUUUCCAGGAAAUCUUCAGGUGUCACCAGGAGACAACAUGAUGGGAGACAUAUUUCAGUAUCCAGAUCUUCUCAGUAUUUUUGCAGCCAAGCUGCAAAAUGCUUAAACUUUGUACUACAUCUUGCAGGACUUUUAUCUACCUGACCUAAUGUACUGAUUUUCUA